AUGGAGCCAAGGGGAAACUCUAACAGGAAGCAAUGGAGACAGAAGGGACACUCUAACAGGAAGCAAUGGAGCCAAGGGGAAACUCUAACAGGAAGCAAUGGAGACAGAGGGGACACUCUAACAGGAAGCAAUGGAGACAGAGGGGAAACUCCAACAGGAAGCAAUGGAGACAGAGGGGAAACUCUAACAGGAAGCAAUGGAGACAGAGGGGACACUCUAACAGGAAGCAAUGGAGACAAAGGGGACACUCUAACAGGAAGCAAUGGAGCCAAGGGGAAACUCCAACAGGAAGCAAUGGAGACAAAGGGGAAACUCUAA
This is a messenger RNA of Haliotis rubra (blacklip abalone), 318 nucleotides long. RefSeq names its product nacrein-like protein C1. The record is from RefSeq and is a predicted model, not a curated record. NCBI's taxonomy places the organism in Eukaryota, Metazoa, Mollusca, Gastropoda, Lepetellida, Haliotidae. The transcript has a single exon. Bases 1 to 318 code for a protein of 105 amino acids.